UAACUAUGGCACCAUUUCUCUUGCCAUCACUCCUCCUGUUGGCCCUUCUGAGGGCCCUGCCGGGCACCCAGGCCGCGUGUCCCGUCCCUGCCACCCUGAAGCCCGCCGAGGGACCCCGAGAAUGUGCCCGCCUUUAUGACAAGAGUGACGCCUACUAUGAGAAUUGCUGUGCUGGAGCUCAGCUGAGCCUGGAGCCCGGGGUCGACCUGCCGUACCUGCCCUCCGACUGGUACCACAAAGCCUCCUCCCUGGUGGUGGGUCCCCGCUGUGAGCUCACAGUCUGGUCUCGCUCCGGCAAAGGGGGCAAGACCCGAAAGUUCUCAUCCGGAGCCUACCCUCGGCUGGCAGAGUUUCGCCUCGGAAUAUUUGGCGAUUGGAAUAACGCCAUAGGGGCUCUCUACUGCAAGUGUUACUAAGCUGGCCUGGGACCCCUCCUCACCCAUCGCAGCCCAAGCCUUGUACCCUGAUCCCAUACCCUCCUCAUUGCCACCUGUGACUGCUGACUGGCCAAAUGCCCAGGUCCUUCGCCCCCUUUUUCUGCCCCAUCGCUCACUCCUGCUGAUCAGCUGGGGACGGUCUCAGAUGCUGGCUCACCCCCUCAAUAAAGAGCUUUUGUGAAAAUAUUCAA
Molecule: messenger RNA, 628 nt
Organism: Antechinus flavipes (yellow-footed antechinus)
Lineage: Eukaryota; Metazoa; Chordata; Mammalia; Dasyuromorphia; Dasyuridae
Gene: SYCN
Product: syncollin
Exons: 2
Coding region: 6-416 (136 amino acids)
Biological process (GO): exocytosis
Cellular component (GO): secretory granule membrane
Source: RefSeq, a predicted model, not a curated record